This is a messenger RNA of Acipenser ruthenus (sterlet), 5325 nucleotides long. RefSeq lists its product as uncharacterized. Bases 1591 to 4374 code for a protein of 927 amino acids. The transcript has 5 exons. Gene Ontology annotation, molecular function: calcium ion binding; protein binding. NCBI's taxonomy places the organism in Eukaryota, Metazoa, Chordata, Actinopteri, Acipenseriformes, Acipenseridae. The record is from RefSeq and is a predicted model, not a curated record.
CUAUAACCAAAUUAUUUUCUUAAUUAUUAUUAUUAUUAUUAUUAUUUAUUUCUUAGCAGACGCCCUUAUCCAGGGCGACUUACAAUCAUAAGCAAAUACAUUUCAAGUGUUACAAUACAAGUAAUACAAUAAGAGCAAGAAAUACAAUAACUUUUGUUCAAGCAAAGUACAAGUGUGACAAACCACAAUUCAAUAAUACAGCAGAUAAUAGUGAUAGUUACAUCAGGAUAUGAUUAAAUAGUGAUAGUUACAUCAGGAUAUGAUUAAAUACAAAGUACUACAGGUUAAACACUUGGCAGAUUACAGUAUUCUGAAGUACAGGAUUAAAUGCAGUAAAAUAGGGGGCAGAUAAGAGCAAAACAAAGCACAUUUACAUGAAGGGUGAUAGUGUCCCAGGAUACAAACAGAGGAGUUCUACGCUUUAAUUUUAAAAAGACAAGCAAUUACUUUCUCUAAACUUUGGAUACUACAGAGCACACAUACACUGAUAGGAAAUUAAACAUGUAGAAAACUUGAUAUCCAGCAAAUCUACAUUAUACAGUAAAAUAUACCUUUAAAGGUAUAGCUUUUGCUCAUAAAAUAAAAUCUUCUAGUUGAAUAUGGGAGGGGCAGUACAAUUGGUAGGGAUAUGGAGAAUUGAGAUGCAUUGUAUUGACUCUAGAAGAUGGGUGGUGGCACUGUAAUGACGUAUGUUAAUAUAGUGUUGACAUUUUGUAGAGUUUGCCUACAGUACUUGUGGAAGGUUGACAGAUGCUUUCACACUGCUGGUAAGCCUGCCAACAACAUUAGUGUCCUGUGGAUCAGCAUCUGUCACCUUCCUCUGAAUCCACUGAUUAAUGACAGGUCUGUCAUCUCAGCAUAGCAACAAAUUGCUUGACCAGGGCAAUGUGAACUACUGAAACAGAAAGUCUGAUCUUGAUGUCUUUGAGAAUACACAAACACAACUAUCCUCUUUGUUUUACAAUCUGUGUCAACUCUAUGAUUUAAAUCUUUGGGAGGUAAAUGUUUCUAGUUAGUACCACUGGCACCUACACAUUACUAUUUGAUGUUUACAUAUAAAUAUAGAGCACUCUGAAUUAUUGUUCAAAUAAGCUGAAGUUGAAACAUUCGCAUGGUUAUUUAAAUGCCGUUUAACAUCUAUUCACGUUUUCCAAAUUUUCAUAUUUUAUUCCGUUUGAAUCAAAACAUGAAGGUGGUCUUCAAUUAAUAUAAAAAGAAUCGUAAUAAGUUCAACGACAAACGUGUUGAUAAUGUCUAAGGCUUUCCACGCAUUUCUGCACAAUGUGUAGUGCUUCCUUUAACUACACUACCUGGUUGUACGAUAUCCAAAUGUUCGCUGUACUGGAGAGAAAGUAGUAGAAUGAAACGUGGGCACCAGUACAGGAAAAACGUUCUGUGAAAUGAAAUGGUUAAUGGGAGGCUCUGGGAAACCUGAUGCUAAUGAAGCCUUUGGAAUGCCACAUCCUGACAUUCUCCCCAGAACCUUCUUCACAGGAGGUUCGUCACGACCGCUAGCAAAAGAAACACCCGAGAUUCACUUUCUAAAUAUUUACAGACGAAGGAUCAAAUACACCACUUCAGACUCCAAAUAUGACUGCUUUUAAAGCUCCACUACUAUUUUUGUUGUGCAUCAUCCCGUUAGUUAGACGUGCAAAACCGGUGUCGGAAAUAUGCAGGGGGCUCCACUGUUACCCCAUGGAACCUGAGGAAUCUAGACCGUGCACAGGCAUAUACUGCCCGGGUCGGUCAUCCAGACCAUCUCGGCCAUUCACGCCAACCUCCCAGGGCAGGUCUCCGCAGAUCACACCGAACCAUCACAACGGCCAUUCUGUUUAUCCAUCCAGGGCUUCCACCGAUCCCAACCCCAUCAUUCACUCACAGCGAGGAGGCCACGCGGAAAACCCCCAAACUAGAACGAUUCAAAACAGAGGUACUGGCUGUACAGGGGAUGAUUGCGUCUCUCCAACCGGGCAAGCUAACAACGAUACCAGAGACUGCAAAGGGAUUGAAUGUAAAUUGCCCUUAAGGAUACGGCUGAAGCCCAGACCUAUACCACAUCAGUGUGUUGGAGAAAGCUGCGCCUCUGCUUCGGCUGCUGCUGAUGUUCAUGUACAGCCCGCGUUGGUUCGUGUGUCCGACCGGGCUGCGCAGUUUCUUGGAGAGUUUCCAGAUUUCGGAUACCCAGCGUCAGAACUCGGUGGAGCUCCAUUAGGGGUACAGCUUACCUGUGAUAUUAAACCAGGAGAAAAUGAAGUUCCCUCUGAAGAUGCCCUUAUUCUUCAGCUGCAGCUUGCGAAAGGGCAGGAGAAGUUUGUGGAAGCUCUGAAAAGCCAGCAGAAAGUUCUAAUUGAUUUACAGCAGCAAGUUACUCAACAGCAAAGCACGCUGAUUAGCCAACAAAAGGAGAUCUUGGAACAGCAAAGAAAAAUGUAUGAACAGAUGGAUCUUGUAAAAGAUCAGUACAGUAUGCUGUUUGAGACGGUUAAGCAAAUGUCCUUCCAAAGUUUGCAGGCAGAUAUACAGAGCUAUUUCCAAAGUCAUCUUCAGGGCCUCCAAAACCAGGUCAGGAGCCAUCUUCAUAAAUCCUACGCCGUGCACAAAGUGGACGUUGAUGCAAAGGUCAUUGACGUUGGGGGACACUUUUCCACCAAUGAAUGCGGAGGUUGUAAUAGUGAUGAGUACUGUCAUUUCCAGGGCUCGCCUCCUCAGUGUGAGAAAUGCACCUUGUGUCCACCAGGGUUUUUCCUGGUGUCAGAGUGCUCUUUGAACGCUGACCGGAUUUGUCAGGACAGGGAUGAGUGCAUAGAAUUACCAACCAUUUGUGGAGAGCGAGUCAAAUGUCUGAAUACUCCAGGUGGUUUUAGAUGUCUAGGCAUUGCUGAAAGAGAUGCAGCUUCUGGAGUCUGUGGACAUGGCUACUUCUUCAACAGGGAGCUUCAGGAGUGCCAGGCGUGUGGAGAGUGUCCAGGCGAAACAGUGGCUGUCGCCUGUUCGGCGGCCAGAGACACUGUUUGCACUGCCCUCUCGGAAAACAAGCUUUCUGAAUCCUGGUCUGCAGUGGUCACUAUGCCCCCGUCCAAGGCUUCAUCCAGUCAAGUCUUCCCAGGCGUGUACCUGAACGUGAACGGGAAAGGGCACUCUGACCUAAUUUCUAAUGAAGACGGUAAGCUGCAGUUCCAACAGCAUGGGCUUGUGUGGGCUGACUGCAACUUUGCAUUGAAACACAGCUGCCGGAACUUCCUCCAGCUCUCUAUGAAGCUGAAUGACAGCGAGGAAGGGUGGGAGCUGAGUGGAGUUCGCAUUGAGCAGCCCGAUGGCAAGUACUUUCAAAGUGUGAGUGUGAGCGGUACAGCUGAGGUGGAGCCCAAUUACACCAUGUCGCUGUUUCUGAAAAGUCCCAAUCAGUACUGUAACCAGAGCAAAGACCUUAAUGUAUAUGACGUCAGUACGCCAUUCAGUGUCUUUUGGCUAUCGCAUGACACAGGUGCGGUGGCCAUGUCUGCCCAGAUGUCAAUGUCUGUGCAGUACCAGACCAACUUCCGGCCCACUUUUAAGGUAAUUUCCAUUUCUGACCCCUAUAUGAUAAAUCUGUCACAUGACGGCCGAGGUGUGAGGUUCAGAGAGAGCGGAGUAGUGAAGUUUGUAUUCCAGCAAGCGCUGUAUUCUAUGGGCCACACCUGCAUCCGGGAAGGUUUUUCUCUGGUUUCCUAUGUGAACAGAAACGGGACAAAUCAAGAGCUGAUGCAGGUCUACAAGCCCGGUGUGAACUACAGAGACACGUCGAUCUCUUUGUCUGGAGCAGUCAAGGUCAGCGCCGGGGACAUGAUCAGCUUUGAGAUCCAGUCUCCAUCGCAGUGCAACAUCAGAUACUUUGGAGACAACUCUGGCAUCAGCAUGUUCAGCCUCAUCUGGAUCCCAUCUGCUGUUUCCACUGCCCUUUCUGCUACUGUCUCCAGAACAGGGCUGCCUACAGGGGCUGUGAGAAACAAAGCCAUCCAUUUCCACCAGGUUUCUUCAGAUGAGAACCAGAUCAAGCUUGUGACUUCAGGAAAGUUUGCCCAGAAGUACUUUGUAUUCCGUGAGAGUGGGGUGGCCAGUGUAGCUUUUAACCUGAAGCUGAUCCACUCCUGUAAUAUUGUUAAACUCACUCUAAAUCAGCUGCUGGGCGAUCAGAUGCAACCCCUGCCUGUUACCCAGCAAAUUGGAGGCCAUAUGCCUGAAGGGAGCCAGUGGACAAGUGUUGGUCUCCGCUCCUCCUUCCAUGUUCAUAAUGGAACAAUGAUAUUCAUCACAGUGGACUGUGUGCGGGGCAGAAUCAAUCAAAUUGCUCAUGAGCGAGGCACAAAUCUUUCCAUUCUCUGGGUUUCGUCUUGAUUUUUGGAAAUACAUUCUGUAUAGCAAAGAGAAAUGACAAUUUGCACAAAGGUGCCUUCAGAACUGAAACAUUAACAAAACUAAAUUUCAGGUCUACAGGUUAGAUAUUAUGUUAAUAACAGAGGUAGAGGUUUCAAACACUUAACUGUAAAAUACUGUUAAAAGUAGUUUUAUAGUGUUUUGGCGUUUUCAGUUUUAGAACGUUAGUAUUUUAAAUGUUUUGGUUCCAUAUAUGUUUGGUUUGUUGUGUUGUUUGUGUCAGAUUUACAGGUCUAUAGUGUUAAAAUGAGAGAAUGGAAUGAAACUUAAACUUGUACUAUGUUAAACUCAUAUCAUUUUCUUCCUGUGAGAUGUGGAGUUUCCUGUUCCUUUAUGCAUUCGGACCCCACUUUGCACGGCCUCCUCUUUCAUCCAGGGGAAGGUCCAGGGCUGGGUUUGGAUCCAGAAUUUUGCCCCCCGGGGUUCUUUAUUUAGUAACCCCAUUGCUGGAUCACUAUAGUAGCCAUGUAUCUCAAAUUAAAGAAACCCACAAAACCAAAGAACAAAAACUUAAAACAAAUUAAAAAUGGCAAAAAGCAAAAAAAAAAAAAGGGAAAGGGGUCCAAGCGCAUUGCGCGACACCGAAGAUCGGUAACUUAUAGGAAACCAUAAGGCUACCGUUACCCAGUUUGUCAUGCAUGAAAUAUUGAAACAUUGAAUUUCCACGGGCAACACCGGGUACUUCAGCUAUAUAAUAUAAUAUACAGUGAAUCCUCUUUAUACCACCUGGUAAGGGCCAUGGGCAAAAACGGGCAAUAAGUGAGGGUGGCGUUAUAGUGAGGAAAUUUAAAAAUGAAAACACACACACACACAACCUUCUAUGUUUGCAAUAAAUUCAAAAAUGUUAUUUUUUUAGUUAUACAUUUACAGUAUAUCCAGGCCAUUUUAAUAAAACAUUAAUCUUUUUUAAAA